UUUCGACUCUACAAACCUACCGCCAAGGCGCUGUCUCACUGAGCUGCACCCUACAAAAAGCUAUUGCAGUUGGUGUUUUUGCCUGUUGCUGGGAGACAAGAAGGCGUGACCAUUAAAUAUGAUUUAAAGAAGCUGGGAAAGCCCUCCUCGCGCUGUCUGUCACUACAGUCUCACGCGGACAAACAAGACUAGGCUCCCUAUGGCAGCCGCGCGACCAGCGAAAGGAGGGAAUCCCCGCCGCUUGCUUCUUUGCUAAUGCAUUUGCAUCAGCGUUCCACCGCUUCACUGCAGUUUUUAAUGCUCCAUGUGCCGCGUGCACGCAGGGCACGGGCGUACACCAGGCGCAACUAGGCGUGACAAGACUGGGAAAAGCGCCUUGAAACCUAGCUGCAAUCCAUGCAAGACAGGCGGUGCGGUGUUGCACUGAAGAAACCCGUCUGAAAUUUAUCAAGCUAAUAUGAAAUGUUCGUAGACGAGAUGUGUUUUCCCUUUGGCUGGUUUCCGAAAGAAAUAUUGUGAUUCUUUUAUUUUGCUAGCAAGCUGGCCGUUUCACCCCGCAGAUUCUAACUUCAUUUUGCUUUUUAAUUUUUUUAAUUCAGACCAGGAUUUACAGUCUCUUCCAAGGUCUUGACGACAAUCACCGAGCGACUUCGAUAUGGCUUUAAGUGGAAUGCUUUUGCCAUCUUUAUCUACCUUUGCUAGUGGCCCCGGUGUCAAGGAUAAGCCGAUGGAAACGGGCACGGCUAGUUCGAGACAGAAGGAAGACCUGUCCUGCCUAAAGAGGUCCUUUCUGCCCAAAGACAGUGGCUGUGCAGACCUCCCCACUGCCACGGCCAAGAAGGAGCCAGAAGACCUGGAUCUUCUGGAUUAUGACUUUAUACUGUCCAAUACCAUGCAGCCACAGGAUACCCUGACCAGCAACUCCCAAAAUCUGCCCCCUUCUCCUGGGUCCUUCCCCUACCAGCUCCCCUCCCCCCAGAGCACUGCCGGGGACGUCUUGUACGCCAUUCCGGACAUCAGUGAUGUGUCCCCUUCUGGUGGCUUUGUGGCGGAGCUGUUGAGGCCUGACCUGGACCCUGUGUUCCUGCAGUCUACAAGUCUACAGGGGAAGUUUGUGGUGAAGACUACCAUGGACUUGGCAGACUACAGCCAGGGCAUAAGUGUCAGUAAAAGCAGUGAUGGGGUAGACCUCACUCUGCCCUUCACCUGCCCGCAGAUAAAACAGGAAAGCUCCAUCACUCGUACCGACAUCCAGCCAGCAGACGGCCAGCUUACCGUCAGCUCCAGCCCUAGGACCGGCCGAAGACUCCUCCGAGACCCACACGGAUUCAUGGAAACCAGCCUUCUGUCUGGAGAGGAUGGUCUGCGAAGAGAACGGCAGACCUCCCCUCAGCCCUUAGGGCCCCCGUCUUUGCCUGUUCCACGAGGAUACUCUUCACCUGCUGAGUAUGCUUCACUGCAGCAGGAAAGGUGCACUGCAUCCCUGCACUAUCAAGAGCUCCUGACACCAGGGAGCUGCCUGGCGGAGGAACCCAAGCCCAAACGUGGACGCCGUUCCUGGCCCAGGAAAAGGAUUGCCACCCACACGUGUGACUAUGCUGGCUGUGGAAAAACCUACACCAAGAGUUCCCACCUCAAGGCACACCACAGAACACACACAGGGGAGAAGCCAUAUCACUGUGACUGGGAGGGAUGUGGCUGGAAGUUUGCCCGGUCGGACGAGCUGACCCGUCACUACAGGAAACACACAGGGCACCGGCCCUUUCAGUGUCAGAAGUGUGACCGGGCCUUUUCCAGGUCAGACCACCUCGCUCUACACAUGAAGCGCCAUUUAUGAGACCAGACUGAGCCGAGGGAAAGCAAGCGCUCGCUCGUCCAAACCGCGCUGCCUUUGAGCAGUCAGCAUACUGCACGACACGCUGUGACUUCCACAGCAAAGAACCGUUCACUCGGGCUCGAACCGCAUACAACUGCAGCACUUCCCAAUGAACUGGAACCAGCCCAAGAUCUCUCAGAUGCUGGCUGUUACAUAUUUGAUCUCACGAUCUACAGGACUAAACUGGAAUUUUCACUGACAAGACUUGGUGGACCAGGUGCCAAAAUAAGACUGGAAAUAUAUGAAAAUCAGGGAAAAGUUGUGACAGAUGAUUGCUAAAAGAAUAGGGACCUUUCACCAGCAACAUGCCAUUUGCCUUCCCAAGAACACUGUUAGACAUUUUAUAUUAUACAUAUAUUUUUAUAUUCUUCCUGCCAACCAUUAUUCUUUAUUUAUUUUUUUUUAUUUCAGGUACUGAAGAUAUUUUUCAGUUAUUGGAUUGCUCUCAGUGAUUUAAAAUGUAUUUAAAAGUACCAAAGGACGAAUGGAAGCAAUUUUAACAUGUUUUACUGACUCCAGGGCUGAAGGGCCACAGUGCCUGUAGGUUUUGAUGUGCUACAGCAGCUGAUUAAAUAUAUUUUAAAAAUAUAUUAUUUCCAUUUUAGUGUAUGUUUUUAAUUGGGCCAGACAAGUUAUAUGUGCAAUGUAGGCUAGUUUGGAUACUAUUGUCUUUUUUUUUGGGGGG
Molecule: messenger RNA, 2561 nt
Organism: Anguilla anguilla (European eel)
Lineage: Eukaryota; Metazoa; Chordata; Actinopteri; Anguilliformes; Anguillidae
Product: Krueppel-like factor 4
Exons: 4
Coding region: 656-1837 (393 amino acids)
Biological process (GO): regulation of transcription by RNA polymerase II
Molecular function (GO): RNA polymerase II cis-regulatory region sequence-specific DNA binding; DNA-binding transcription factor activity, RNA polymerase II-specific
Source: RefSeq, a predicted model, not a curated record